UUAUAGUAGUAAUCAAUAGUAGAUAAAGAGGGAGCAUGAUGAGAGAUAGUACAUCCCAUCGCCUAAUUGUCUUAAUAAUUUCGUCAUCAUAUCGAGAGUUCCGCCCUCUUUCCUCUCCUCGUCUGAUAAACCCAUUUGAUCAUUAUUGAGGUCAUCUCACAUCUCGACCCAUAAUACAAUACGUCUACAUCGUACGGAGACAACCCACACACCAUCUUCAUCCAACACCGAGACUCAGAGUUUUUCUUCUCUCUCAGACGAUUAAUCCACCAAAAUGUCGAACGAAAUCACUGUUUACAUCACAUCCUAUACAUCUACGUAUCAGUUGAUGAAACAGAUACAGAAAGUGAUGAUGGUUCUGGACAGUCGUCGAAAGAUGCUCGACUACGACAUCAAGUACGUUGACAUCGCCAUGUUUCCUGCCGGGAGAGAGAAGAUGAGAGAGAUGUGCGGCGACCCUAAGGCCUUACCACCACGCAUUGCCAACGGAGAUGAAUACUGCGGGGGCUUUGAGGCGUUUGAAGCAGCCGUGGAGUUGGAAUAUCUCAAAAAAUUCUUGAAGCUUCCAGGAUGGGCUGAGGAUGAAAAGAAGAAGGAAGAAAAAGAAAAGGAGGAAGAAAAGAAAGAUAAAGAAAAGGAAGAAGAUGAGGAAGAGGAAGGAGAGAAGAUAGAAGGUGAUGAAGAAAAGAAAGAGAAGAAGGAAGGGGAGGAGGGAGAAGAAGAAGAAUCCAAACAGGAAAAGGAAGACAAAGAAAAGGAUGAAAAGGAGGAAACGGGAGAUAAAGAAAAAGAAGAAGGUAAAGAAGAAGAGAAAAAAGACAAAGGAAAGCCUAAAUUAAAAGCUAAAGUUGACUCAGAUAAAAAGGACAAAGCACCGGAUAAGGAGAAGGACAAGGAGAAAGAUAAGGAGAAAGACAAAGAUUCAAAGAAAGAAGAAAAAGAAAAAGAGAAGAAAGAUAAAGAGGAAGAAAAGAAAGAUGAGAAAAAAGAAGAAGUCAAGCUUAUCAAGAAACCAAAACUUAAAACAAAGGUAGAUGUUGAUAAAGAGGAUGACAAAAAAGAAGAUAAAUCAAAGAAGGAAAAGGACACGAAGGAGAAAAAAGAGGAAAAGAAGGAUGACAAGAAGAAAGAGGGCAUGGAAGAAGAUAAAUCUAAGAAAGAAAAGGACAAGGAGGAGAAAGAAGAGAAAAAGAAAGAAGAGACAGUCGUCAAGAGACCAAAACCAAAAGCAAAGGUUGACGUCGAUGAAAAAGAUGAUAAAGAGGGAAAAGAUAAGAAAGAAGAAGAAAAAGAAGAAAAGGAAGAAAAGGCCAAUGUGAUAAAAAGACCGAGACCGAAGGCAAAAGUAGAUGUUGAAGAGGAGACUGAAAAGAAGGAUGAAAAUAAAAAGGAGGAAGACAAGAAAGAGGAAAAGAAGGAGGAGACAACUGUAAGAAGGCCAAGGUUAAAACCAAAGGUCGAUGAUGAAAAGUCGGAAGAUAAAGUGGAAAAGAAAGAAAAAGAGGACGAGAAAGAAAAGGAGAAAGAAGAAACUGUAGUGAGGAGACCUAGACCUAAAGCCAAAGUCGAUGUUGAUACCGAAGAUAAAACAGAAGACGAGAAGAAGGAAGACAAGAAGGAAGAAACAGUUGUGAAAAGACCAAGGCCAAAAGCCAAAGUGGACGUUGAAACAGACGAAAAGAAAGAAGAGAAGAAAGAGAAAGAGAAGAAGGAUGAGAAAGAAGAAGAAAAGAAAGAGGAAACGGUAGUGAAAAGACCGAGACCGAAAGCGAAGGUCAACGUCGAAACCGACGACGAUAAGAAAGAAGAAGAGAAGAAAGAGGAGACCGUUGUCCGUAGACCACGACCAAAAGUGAAUGUUGAUGUCGACGAUGAGGAAAAGAAGGAAGAGAAGAAGGAGGAAGAGAAGAAAGAAGAGAAAGUUAUUCGAAGACCCAGGCUAAAAGCUAAAGUUGAUGUAGACUAGUUUAUUUAAUCAUGUUUAUGUAGCCUUACCGAUAUUGCGCAAAACAUUGAACCAAACUUUGUAAAUUAGUAAUUUGUAGUAAAAUAUAAUGCCGAAUUUUUUUUCCUUGGUUUAACACACCAGAGAACGGAAAGUAUCAAGGAGCACAAACAGUGGAGCCCCGAUGAGGAGGCGGUGAUAUAUACCAGUUACCAAAUAUUCUAAUGGAGGGAACUUCAGGGAAGUGCAUGUG
Lytechinus variegatus (green sea urchin) is the source of this 2198-nucleotide messenger RNA. RefSeq names its product DNA ligase 1-like. Gene Ontology annotation, cellular component: cytoplasm. NCBI's taxonomy places the organism in Eukaryota, Metazoa, Echinodermata, Echinoidea, Temnopleuroida, Toxopneustidae. The record is from RefSeq and is a predicted model, not a curated record. The transcript is spliced from 4 exons. The coding region runs from base 275 to 1966 and encodes 563 amino acids.